AUGACUGCACCUCCAACAGCCGACCAGGCUCUUUCCACCCCGAUACACCAGGUCUCGUCCCUGGAGAAACUGGAUGUGUUCCCAGGACUGCUCUCGAUCGUGGGAACCGUGUUGUACACGGCGGCGACAGCUCCGUUCCGUGGAGAGUCGGGAGCCUACACAUAUGGACAACAUAUCGGCUUCGCGGCCAUUCGGAAGAUGGUGCAACGGCUCAGUACCCUUCAGCUCCAAUACAUCGGCGCUCCUUUCUCCAAAGUCUAUGAGAAGUGGUGCAAAGACACCGGCAUGCAACCCAACUUCGUGACGCUGAAAUCAGGAGUCAAAGCGUUCUGGGUCGGCGAUCCGCAGACGGCCAAAUACAUCUGCGUCUACUAUCAUGGCGGCGGCUUUUCGCUCGACGGUGACGACACUCACCUGAAAUUCUGGCAUGGCGUCCAAAACGAUGCCAAAGCUAGCGACAUCACCAUCGCGUUUUUGUUCCUCGAAUACACACUUGUGCCGCAUGCGACCUAUCCAAAGAUAAUGUACGAAGCCGUAGAGGCAGUCAAGUACGUGAUGGAAGACAUGAAGCGGCCAGCCUCUCAAAUCAUCCUCGCCGGUGAUUCUGCCGGCGGCAACAUGUGCCUGGGAGUUCUCUCCCAGAUAAUGCAUCCUUCGCCUGACUUCCCGGAACUCAAACUGGGUGAAGGAGAGAAGCUCAAGGGCAUCGUGGCCGUCGCACCUUGGGUUAGUUUCCGUUUAGACUGGCCGAGCGAGGUCAAGAACCGGUACAAGGAUCUUGUUUCCCAGUACGCAGGGGGCAAGUGGUCCAAGGACUACCUCGCCGGGCAGCCGACAACGCCAUACGCGGAGCCGCUUACUGCGCCGGCUGAAUGGUGGAAAGACGCAAAGGUCGAACAAAUCCUGGCCGUUUCCGGCGCCAACGAAAUCUUGCUCGACAGCAUUAGCGAAUGGGUGGAGAAGUACAAGUCUGUAAAUCCCGACAACCUCACAUACGUGAUCGGAAGCAACGAAGCACAUAUUGCACCCAUCAUCCACUUGCGUUUCAACGACACUGCCGAGACAGAGCAAGGAAAAGCCAUCAAAUCGUGGAUCAAAGCAAAGUUGUGA
Cladophialophora carrionii CBS 160.54 is the source of this 1110-nucleotide messenger RNA. RefSeq lists its product as uncharacterized. Gene Ontology annotation, molecular function: hydrolase activity. The record is from RefSeq and is a predicted model, not a curated record. Bases 1 to 1110 code for a protein of 369 amino acids. The transcript has 6 exons. NCBI's taxonomy places the organism in Eukaryota, Fungi, Ascomycota, Eurotiomycetes, Chaetothyriales, Herpotrichiellaceae.